CGCGUCCAGCGCUCCACGAGGGGGGGAAGGCCCCCCAAUCUGUAUAUAUGAAAGGCCUAAAAAGCCCGUCCCCGCAGGGAGGCCUGACUAGAGAAGGGGACGGGAGCAAGCUGGCGGGACUGGUGCAGGCGCGGCCGGCGGCGUCCUGGACGAGCUUCCUGGAAACCUGUAUUUCUAUGCAUAAAGAUGUCUUUGGUGGACUUGGGGAAGAGAUUGCUAGAAGCAGCAAGAAAAGGCCAAGAUGAUGAAGUAAGGACAUUGAUGGCAAAUGGUGCCCCUUUUACCACAGACUGGCUUGGAACAUCACCUCUGCACCUCGCAGCCCAGUAUGGUCAUUAUUCCACAGCGGAAGUGCUUCUGCGAGCAGGCGUCAGCAGAGAUGCCCGGACCAAAGUGGACAGGACCCCUUUGCACAUGGCCGCAGCUGAUGGACACGUGCACAUCGUGGAGCUGCUUGUCAGGAAUGGUGCGGAUGUGAAUGCCAAGGACAUGCUGAAGAUGACAGCUUUGCACUGGGCCACAGAACACCACCAUCGAGAUGUUGUCGAGCUGCUCAUCAAGUAUGGCGCUGACGUGCAUGCUUCUAGCAAGUUCGAUAAAUCCGCCUUUGAUAUAGCCCUGGAGAAGAACAAUGCUGAGAUUCUGGUCAUCCUGCAGGAAGCAAUGCAGAGUCAGCUGAGUGCUCACCCCAAGAGAACCACCCCUGGACCUGUGGCCACCCCAUUCAUCAUCACCUCAGGAGAAGUUGUCAGUCUGGCCGGCAUUGUCUCCUCAGCCAGUGCCAAAGCCACGCCAGUUAAUUCAGAGGAAGUCACGGAUGGCUAUUCUGUGGACUCAUCAGUCCAGCAUGUGGUAGGAGGUGUCAGCCAGAGGGUCAUCACUAUAGUGACAGAUGGAGUACCCCUGGGUAAUAUUCAGACGGCAAUCCCACCUGGAGGCGUUGGCCAGCCGUUCAUUGUGACUAUGCAAGAUGGACAGCAAGUUCUCACGGUGCCUGCCGGUCAGGCUGCAGAGGCAGCUGAAGAGGAAGCAGCAGUGGAGAAGUGGCCAUCCACCAAGAAACCUCGGCUCCCGGAGGUGCCAGGCAGCACGGAGAGCAAGGCGGGCACCGAGAGGGAGCUGCUCCAGCAGCAGCUCCAGGAGGCGAACCGGAGAGCCCAGGAGUACCGGCACCGGCUGCUCAGGAAGGAGCAGGAGGCCGAGCAGUACCGGCUCCGGCUGGAGGCCAUGGCCUGCCAGCAGCCCAGUGGCGUGGACUUCACUGGGGUCGAGGAGGUGACUGAGAUGCUGACGACCACUGCUGCGUGUGCUUCAGAGCCGGAGCUGGAGAGGGACCAGCUGUUAUUCCGGGUGGGUUUUGAUUUUGCUCUGGACUGUGCUUUGUGCCUGUUCUUAGUACACACACUGACUUCAGCUUUGUUCCUUGUUAAGGGCCUAGAGGUGUUAACUGCAGAAGAGACCUAGGCCUGGUCAGCUCACUUUCUGGGGUAGCUAAUGGUUGAGGAUGGGGGGGGGUUCUGCCCAGUGCUCCCUCCUGCGCUUCCAGAAAGUUCUUUCUGGAGAGGACUCACUCAGACCCUGAACAGUCUGUCUGAGAGAGGGCACAGUGGAGCAGGAGGUUCAGCCAGGGGCCACAUGCCUCCUAGGCACCCUCAGGAGCAGCCCCCACAACAGGAGAAGAAAUAUAUAUCUAGAGGGUAGAGCAAUAGAAUAGCAGGGAAGGGGUUUCAUGCAGGCAGCAGGGUUCAGUCCCCAGCACUCUCGGGUUCUCCGAGCCCCGCAUAGCCAGUAGUAAGCCCCAAACAUUGCCAGAUGUGGCCCCACAACAGACAAUCUCUAAUGCAGGCCAGUUCAUUUUUAAUAAUGGGCUCUGUGAGAUAGGAAGUCAAGACAGGUGGAAACAAAGAAGAAAAGGGAAAUGUAUAAAAAGAGAUGGUAGCAGAAAGGUAUUUGUUUUUAUUUACUUGGAGUAGAUCCUUUAGCAUCCCAAAGAAAAGGAAGUUGAUCUGCAGUUGCACUACCUUUGAGAGGAUACUAGCUAGAGAUAACUUAUAAUUGAAGCUGAAUAUGAAAUACAUGUGUGACAAUGUUAUUUUAUUGUUUCCAUACCUUCUGGCUCAGCUAGGGAAGCUGGGAACAUGCUUCUGGGUCUGAGAUAGAGGGGGAUUCCAAAUGGCUUGGUAGCAAGGUUGGCCUAGUUGGAGAACUAGAGCCUAGAAUGACCACCUCUUCUAAAUAAAGCCAGAGCCAUAGGACAGAGGGGAAUGUUCUGGUCGACCCUGGUUUGGUCCCCAACAUCCCAUAUGGUCCCCCCAGAUCCCAUCCAGAGUGACCUCUCAGUACAGAGCCAGGAAUAAGCUCUGAGCACAGCCAGCUGUGGCCCCCAAACCAAAAUUAAAGAAAAUUGAAGCUGCUCUGGGGACUGGAAGCACAGUAGGCUGAGUCCAGGUUUGAUCUCUGUGCCACUGAGGGUCGCCUGGCAACCCUGAGCACAGCGCUGGGCAUGGCCCCAAAACCAGAACAAUUAAUAAGGCUGCUUUUACAGUACCAGUAUUAAUACAUAGAUUUUAGACUUUACUUUUUUUUGUCCUAAAUCUCACUCCCUCCCAAAAGAAAAACCUUAAUAUUUCUAUUCUUGUUUUUUACUUUAGUGUUGUCAGAAAUACACAUUGCCUUCCUGUCACUACCUUUGUGGAGUCUUUAUUCUAAUGCCAGAGUUGAGGUUUCUUGAAAUAUGGGAUAACUUGAUUUUAGGUUUUUUAUAUUUUGGAGUUAGUGCCUUAAAAGAUGCUCUUUUCGGGGGGCAGAGCAAUAGUACAGCAAGUAGAGCAUUUGCCUUGAUGAGGCCCACCCUGGUUUGAUCUCCAGCAUCCUAUAUGGUCAGGAGUGAUUCUAGAGUGCAGAGCCAGGAGUAGCCCCUGAGCAUUGCCAAGGUGUGACCCAAAAACCAAAAAAGAAGAAAAAAAAGAAAAGAAAGAUGCUCUUAGGUACUUUUGAUUUUGCCUUUUCUCCAUUUUCAGCCUUUACAUUAUUAAAGUUUUCAGAUCUAUUAAAAGUAUUUGCAAUCUAUAACAAAAUUAUUUAAUUUCUUUUUUGUUGCUGUAAGAGAAAUUAAUUUAAGGAGAUAGCACGGCAGGUAGGGCAUGUGCCUUGCACACAGCUGACCCCAGGUUUGAUCCCCCACAUCCCGUAUGGUCCCCUGGGCCCUGCCACAAGUGAUUCCUGAGAGCAGAGCCAGGAGUAACUUUCGCCUGAGCACAGCUGGGUAUGGCCUCAAAACAGAAAAAGAAAUUAAUUUACCAAGAAGUCUAUUGGAGAAUGGCCUCCUAUUUUCUUAUUUUUUGGGGAGGCCACACCCAGUGGUGCUCAGAGCUUACCAUUGGCUCUGCUCAGGGAUCACUCUGGACAGGGCUUACGGGACUUUAGGGGAUGCUGGGGAUUGAACCCAGGAUUGCUCCAUGCAAGGCCAAUGGUUUGGCCCCUGUUCUGUCUCUCUGCCCCCCAUUUGCUUCUUGCACAGACUUCUCUGACUGGAGGAAGAGCUUUCAGUUGGAAUGUCGGUCAGAUUUGUUCUUCUGCUGGGCUGGGUUCUUACCCUUGUCUGAGUUAGUAUGAAUAAGGAGACCAGGAGCAAAAGUAUGUGAUUCAAAUGAGGUAUCUCUGCACCUGUUAUUUCGUCUCCCCACCGCACCUCCAGUGAGCCUCUCUAGGAUUAGGGGUACGGUGACAUUCCUAGAUUCCACUAUAGCAGUUUGGCUGGUUGAUGGCAGGAAAUCUGUUCUCUCCUCUCCUCUCCCCCCUUAAGUGCUUCUGCUUCUCUCGCCCCAUUGUUCUUCCCUGUUGCGUCUCCACCACCGCCAGGCCCUAAGUAGCAGGUCAUUUCUAAUCUGCGGGCCUGUCUCUCCUCGAUCCUCUCCCUGUCCUCCCUGUUGCGGAUGUUCUGUUUAUUCUGGUUUGUUUCUGAGAAUUCAUUCCGAUGGCACCCGCUCCCGUCUACUGCCUACUGCUCUCAGGAAAAUUUGCUCUAUUAGCAAUGAUGACAUCAGCUGCCCACUAGGGCUUUGUCCUGUGCUUGUCCCUCUGCCAAGGCCAUGAUGUUUCAGAGGGGAGAGAGUGAGGGCAGGCGCAGUGAUUGGUCUUAAAAUAUCCUCCAGUAGGGGCUGGAGCAAUAGCACAGUGGGUUGGGCGUUUUGCCUUGCACGAGGCCGACCCGGGUUCGAUUCCCAGCAUCUCAUGUGGUCCCCUGAGUACUGCCAGGGGUAAUUCCUGAAUGCAGAGCCAGGAGUAACCCCUGUGUAUUACUGGGUGUGACCCAAAAAAGCAACAACAACAACAACAAAAAAAGAAAAACCAAAAAAACAUCCUCCAUUUGUCAGACUUUCUGAAAACUUUAUGUAUAGUAUUAGGAAAACUUAAAUAAACUUCACUUUUUAUCUAGAAUUUUAUUUAAAUAACUUUGGUUCUGAAGAGCAGAAUUGUUACGUGAAUAAGCUCUGUGUAUGUAUAUAUACCUAUACAGAUCUGUAUUAUAUAUGCAACUUUUGUACUAUUUCACUUAACAUGGUUUCUUAAUAAAUUGUAAAAGUUUUAGACAUUUCA
Messenger RNA from Sorex araneus (European shrew), 4599 nucleotides. It is a transcript of the gene GABPB2, whose product is annotated as GA binding protein transcription factor subunit beta 2. Gene Ontology annotation, cellular component: nucleus. Gene Ontology annotation, biological process: positive regulation of transcription by RNA polymerase II. Lineage: Eukaryota; Metazoa; Chordata; Mammalia; Eulipotyphla; Soricidae. The record is from RefSeq and is a predicted model, not a curated record. Gene Ontology annotation, molecular function: transcription cis-regulatory region binding; protein binding. The coding region runs from base 187 to 1464 and encodes 425 amino acids. The transcript is spliced from 9 exons.